CUACUUUAAAACAAAUUUUGUAAAUUCAAUCAAUUUUGCACUUAUUUUCCAAACGCAUGUUUUGUGAACUCAAAUUUACAGAACAAAACUUCAAUUAACUUAUAGAAAAAAAUUUAAAAGUCUUGUUCAUGAAGUUGUGUUUGAGAAAAUUUCUUCAAAAACAUCGGUUUGACAAAGCAACUCACUACGGGGAAUUAAAUUUUGUAAUAAAUCAUGUCGGUAAAAAACUCAAUUAAGUUUAUGAACACACAAACUAAAAUAUAAAAUCAGAUAUAGAAAAUACAUAAAAAGAUAAGAUUUUAUAAAUUUAUUGGUACGCUCCACUUUUUGGAAAAUUAUUCUAUCCAUUAUUAUGUUUUUGUAUCCGAAAUUUUGUGUAUAGUAUCUGUGUUCUCAAAUUAUCGAACUCUAAAAAGUGGAAGCCUUCUUACCCAUUUUGAUGGAAGCUACUUUCAAAUUCUUGUCAGUAGCAUCAACAGAGCAAUGGAGGGGCCAAACAAAUUUGGAAGUUGGCUAAAACCAUCACGAGCAGAUGUUUGAAGCCUCCAUAUUCCUGCAAGUCUCUCAUGUCUUCCUCCACUUUAUUAUCUCUUACAAAGAACUCUUCAAUGGCUUCAUCCUCGUGAGAUAAACAAUAUAUCACACAAUUCAAUGGCUUCCACCUCUUCUUCUUCUUCUUCUCAUGACCAUGAAAGACCGAACACUGAAUCCAUACAAGCAGUUGUUGCUUCAAUCAACCAACACAUAAAUGAAUUCCUCGCAGACGCCAAAACCCGGAAAUCAGUAAAAUCCAAAUGUGGUUCAAAGCUCAAGAUCCAAAAGAGAGAGUUCUUUGAAUUCUCAGAGCACUCGGUACUGUCAAAUCUGUACUGGGGCAUAGAGAAUAUUGAGGCUGCAAUUCAGUCAAAGCGGCCACAAGAGAAAUCCCACAGGUUGAGGAAUUCAGAGCAAAUGCUUCAAGUUCCCGCGUUGAUCAACGAGCACGGAGUCACAGCCGGAAUUUCAAACCACUACUUGAUUUGCUGCUCUUACUUUUAUCUUUCCGUGGUUCGGAAACUCCAAGGGGAUGAGUGGCAAGUCGCCUUGCAUUUUUUGCAAGCUGUUUUGGUAUCCCCAAGACUCGUUCAGAGACAAUUUUUACCAAACCUAUGCAAUAGUCUGUUUCUAAUGUCCAUGACAUCUGAAAGGGAAAUGGGAGGCUUGAAAUUGGCGUCUCUGAUGGAUUCUGAUGAGGAUGAGACCGGAGAGGCAAUGAGGAACAUGGCAAGGAGGUAUAAGGCCUGCUUGACAUAUUAUCAGGUUAUGUCAUACGGCGAGACGACUCGGUGGAAUCCCGGAUGCAGAGAUAUUGCUUUCGCCAAUGAUGAAUCACAAUCUUUCACGAAUGGGGAGUCCAGUGGCACUGAAUCUUCAAAUUUACAAGAAUGUGGAAACAGCUUGCAAACUGAUUGCCAUCCUGAGAAGUUGCAUCCAAUUGAUCCUGAAGAAUAUAUAACUCGUAACAUUGCAAAAGAGUCAAAGGUAUCUGAUAUAAUGGAGUGUCAAGAACAUAUAGAAGCCCUAAAAAUUUUUGAUCAAGUUCAUAGUGAGGAAGGAAGGGGAAGCUCAAAUAUCAAAUGUCUUCAAGAACUGCUGACAGAAUCCCAGUCAGACACACCGAUUUCUGAGGAUUCAUACAAUAGUGGUUCUGAUGAUGAGGAUGAAAUUGAGGUGUAUGCAGAUACCAGUGAAACUUCGAAGAGAACUGUAGUAAAUGCAGAUGAUCCACAACCAGAAAUUUCUGAUCAGAAGCUGGUUUUACCUUGCUCCACGUCGGGUCAAGAGUAUGCAAUAUCUUUACCUCAAGCUCCUAGAAAUCAAGCACAUGCAAAAGUGAAUGAAGGAUACAUUACCAACUUCCUUUCAGGAAGAAGUUACAGAUCAUUCAGUGCUUUGGAGUUAUCCAUCUUUGAACUCAGAGGCAUGGAUUCGUGUACUCUAUGGAAUUGCCACAUGGAAGAAGGGACAACUCGAAGGAGAUUACACCAGCAAGAUCUCCAAAUCUUCAAUCAUCUAACAUCAACAGCUCUGAAGAAUUAUCAGUUAGCCCAAAUGCAUCACCAAAGAAGUAUUAAGAGUAGACAGAAUCCAUAUUCCCAAAAGAACCCAAAUGAAGUUUGUUUAUGUACUGAGAAGGGUUCUGAAAAUGAACUAAUUGGAGUUCUUGAGAAAGCAAUUUCAAAACUAUGCUUCUCAGAAGGGUUAGGAACAUGCUAUGAAGAUUACACUCAAGAAGUUGUAAAAAUGUAUGAAAUGCUGAGCAACAAAAGAGGAGUUAAAUACACUCUGUUAAAGGACAUAAUUUUGGAUCAACUGCUAACAGCUAUAUCAACUUCCAAAGAAGUGGGAGUUAUCAGGGCAUCGGUUUCCAUACUUUCAAGUCUCGUUUCAGGGAACAAAGCGGUUAUACAAGACAUGAACAAGAACGGUUUACAAUUAUGCGAUUUAGCAAGUGCUCUAAAAAGAAACGUGCACGAGGCAGCGAUUCUGAUUCAUUUAAUAAAUCCACCUCCCACAGAAAUUAAGACUUUAGAACUCUUACCCACACUGGCCGAGGUUGUGUGCACUUCAAACAGUUACAAGGGUGGGCUAGCAUCGCUUCUUCCGACACCUCCUGUAGCAUCAUUGAUGAUUAUCGAAGUAUUAGUAACUGCAUUUGACUACGCUACAAAUAACAUGCACUUAGCUGCGAUUAACUCACCACAAGUCCUCUCUGGGCUUUUGGAAGUUCCAAGAAAUAAUAAUUUGGAAGACUUCACUUCUUUGGCCACUAUUCUCGUGAGAUGCAUGAAAUUUGAUGGACAAUGCAGAAAAUAUAUAGCAAGAUCUACUCCCGUGGCGCCUUUUAUCUCUCUCCUAAGAAGUAAUCAGGAGCGAGGCAAGUUCAUCGCCCUAGAAAUUUUCCAUGAAAUCCUCCGCAUGCCACGGUCAUCAGCUACCAAUUUGUUGCAGCAGAUACGAAAAGAAGGAAGCAUCAACAAUAUGAAUAUAUUACUGCUCCUCAUCCAACAAUCACAACCUCAGUACAAACUUCUGGCUGCAAAUUUGUUGCUUCAAUUAGACACACUGGAAGACUCACCCGGUAAAAGUACAUAUAGAGAAGAGGCAGUGGAGACCCUCCUCAGGUCAUUGACCUGUGAAGAGGACUCUGCUAUGCAGCAAUUGUCAGCAUUCCUUCUAUCAAACCUUGGAGGAACAUAUUCCUGGACAGGGGAACCAUAUACAGUAGCAUGGUUACUGAAAAAGACAGGUUUGACCUCACCGCAUUACAGAAACAUGAUAAGAAACUUCAACUGGUUGGAUAAAAGCCUACAGGACUCGGGUAUAGACGCAUGGUGCAGCAAGAUUACAAGAAGUGUUACUAAAAUUGGGGAGCCUGUUUUUCAUGCUUUGGAGAAGGGAUUGAAGAGCAGGAUAAAAAAGGUUUCUCGACACUGUCUGACAGUGACUGCAUGGAUCGGGUGUGAAAUUGCAAGAAUUCCAGAUGACUUGAGAUGUACUGCAAGUGAAAUCUUGUUAAGUGAAGUUGAGCAAUUUUUGCAUCCUGGCUUUGAGCUGGAAGAUAGACUUUUAGCAUGUCUAUGCAUCUAUAACUAUGCUUCCGGUAAAGGAAUGCAGAAACUACUUCACUUCUCAGAAGGAGUAAGAGAGUCACUUAGAAGACUUUCGAAGGUAACCUGGAUGGCAGAGGAAUUACUUAGGGUUGCUGAUUAUUUCUUGCCUAACAAAUGGCGAAUUUCUUGUGUUCACACGCAAAUUCUGGAGGCAACUCAAAACUACAGCGGAGCUGUAACCGCUCUCAUCUACUACAGGGGACAGCUUUGCAGUGGAUAUGCAGAUGGUUCAAUUAAGGUUUGGGACAUCAAGGGCCAGACAGCCACACUUGUGUUGGACGUGAAGGAGCACAAAAGCGCCGUGACAUGUUUUUCACUUUUUGAACCAGGGGAAUGCUGCUUGUUGAGUGGAUCAGCAGAUAAAACAAUUAGGAUUUGGCAAAUGAUCCAAAGGAAACUGGAGUGCUUGGAAGUAAUAAGAGUGAAGGUACCAAUUCAAAGUUUAGAUACUCACGGCCAACAGAUUUUUGCAGUUACACAAAGCCACGAGAUGAAGGUGUUUGAGGCAUCAAGAACAACCAGAGACAUUUGCAAAGAUAAACACGUGCAGUGUGUACGGGUAACUAGUGGGAAGGCUUAUGUAGGUUGCAUGGAUUCAAGCAUACAGGAGCUAGCUAUAGCAACCAAUCGGAAGCGAGAGAUCAAAGCGCCAUCAAAGAGUUGGAGGAUGAAAAGCGGGCCCAUCAAUUCGAUUUCCGUGUAUAAAGAUUGGCUAUAUAGUGCAAGUGCAGUAGUUGUUGAGGGGUCAAAUAUCAAGGGAUGGGGAAAACAGAGCAAACCACAAAUGUCCAUGGUGCCAGACAGAGGAACAAGUGUGCUGGCAAUGGAAGUAGUUGAGGACUUCAUAUACUUAAACUGCAGUCCAUCAACAAGCAUCCUUCAGAUAUGGUUGAGGGGGACACAGCAGAAAGUCGGGCGACUAUCAGCUGGUAGCAAGAUAACAAGCCUACUCACCGGAAAUGACAUUAUUCUAUGUGGUACCGAGGCGGGACUAAUCAAGGGCUGGAUCCCCCUCUAGCAGCAGAUCCCCAGUAGCCAAAGUUGUCACUGUGUCUAUUUGAAGUAUUAUACAAAGUUUUCAUUUCAUUUGGUCAAUCAUCACAUUAACUACAAAUGUAUAUAUAUAUAUGGAAGACCGAGCAGUAACAUAUGAUUGAUAGCAAUAGUCACUUUACCUUGACAGAAUAUCUCCAUGUCUUUUGAUGUAGAUCAUGCUUCAACGUAAAAUCGUCUCUACCUUCACUAUGAGAUUCUAA
Molecule: messenger RNA, 4909 nt
Organism: Camellia sinensis
Lineage: Eukaryota; Viridiplantae; Streptophyta; Magnoliopsida; Ericales; Theaceae
Product: Transducin/WD40 repeat-like superfamily protein
Molecular function (GO): protein binding
Source: RefSeq, a predicted model, not a curated record